This is a messenger RNA of Exophiala mesophila, 693 nucleotides long. RefSeq lists its product as uncharacterized. The transcript has 2 exons. Bases 27 to 596 code for a protein of 189 amino acids. Lineage: Eukaryota; Fungi; Ascomycota; Eurotiomycetes; Chaetothyriales; Herpotrichiellaceae. The record is from RefSeq and is a predicted model, not a curated record.
CUUCCCAUCACCAGCCCAUCACCAUCAUGGCUGAAGAAAAUCGCUCCGCUCCACAGGCGGAUUUCGAUAUGCUCAGUCACGCGUUUCGUAUUGCAGCCGAUGAAAUUCAGAAACUACCAAAUCUUCCUUCGAUUGCCGGUGGUGAGAGACUUCUUGUCGAGAUUCAGCAAAUGAGGAACGAAUCCAGAGAACAAUUUGCCCGCCUUGAAGAAAGAAAUAGAGAACGAUUCGCCCGCCUUGAAGAAAGAAAUAGAGAACGAUUCGCCCACCUUGAAGAAAGAAUUACAACUUCUCAUCAGAGCCUUCUUACCGUACUAAGCACAAGCGAGAUCAACAGUGCCGCCCGGGUCCAGAAUACCCAUCUUUCGGGCCCAUCUGAUCGGCUUUCGCCAUUCCUUAACCCAUUGACCGGCGCUGCCAUUCCUACCUUUCCUACGACACCUGCAGAUAUUGAGCGGAUGGCCGAGCACGAUGUGGAUGGUAUCUUACUACAGCUGGGACUACAAGCUGCUCCAGCUGGUACAAUCCUACCAAUGAAGAAGAGACGACUGAGAACGCACAUUGGCUUGAGAUCGCAAGUUGAGAGGAGUGCAUAAAGCCCAAAUUGUAUCAACAGAUUAUGAUUCCCAUGUAUGAUAGGAGGUAGCCGGUAAAAUGCAUGCGCAGCAGCGUCUGAAUCAGAGGCUGAUUUCC